AUGUCACGCGGUCCAAAGUCUGUGGAUUGUGCCUCCCUGGGAGGCCCAUAUGCUGAGGCCUUCAGUCGUUUUAAUUAUACCUGUAUACAAAUUGAAGGAGACGAGAAAGAGACUAUUAUUUUACUAGAGCGGAUAAUUAAAGCAAAGGGCGGCCAAAGGUCUUACUACGUGGUUCAACGCAAGGUAGAAGGGAAGUAUCGCUAUGAGAUCGCCAAGGCCAACGAGGUAAAGGUGGCAUUAGAGGACUGGCAAGCUGAGCGAGGCAGAUGGAUCGUUGAUGAAACUAAAAAGGAAGGAAAAUUCCAGUCUAAACAAGUGGGAGAAUUCAAAGAAUAUUGGUUUGCUGCCUAUAUGACCCCACCUGCGCGCAUAGUAGGCACGACCCCUCGGUCCCCCACAACACUAUCAGUUGCGGUAUCCGAUAAAGGCCCGCAGGUUUUGAUAUUCGGUGAUUUAGCUUCAUGGAUUGGACAGGAGAAAGCAGAAUCAUUAGUGGAGAAAUCUUGCCAAUCCCAAGGCGUGCCUACCCCAUGGGCUGUUAGGUCGCAGACAGUGAUUGUGAACGAUCCGCGAUGCCAUAAUCCAAUACAAACAAGACGACAGAAGAGGGAAGUUACCACACUUCCAGAAGAGGAAAUCACAGGUUCGCCUAAAUUACAGAGUAUCAAUCCAAGUUCGCUGGGAUCUAUUCAGAGAAUAAUUGAUGACGCCAUUAAGAGAACGCUUGAACCCGUCAUCACUGGGCAGCAUGAAUUCCAGAAACAGUUGUUGGAGAUGAUGAUCAGGAUUGAGAAAUUAGAGGACCGUCUACCAGGAGCCCCCACGGUAGACCUGAGCAACCAAACAUGA
Penicillium manginii is the source of this 849-nucleotide messenger RNA. RefSeq lists its product as uncharacterized. The record is from RefSeq and is a predicted model, not a curated record. Bases 1 to 849 code for a protein of 282 amino acids. NCBI's taxonomy places the organism in Eukaryota, Fungi, Ascomycota, Eurotiomycetes, Eurotiales, Aspergillaceae. The transcript has a single exon.